UUGUCCACCCAACUACGUUAUUUACAGACAUGUAACACCCCAUUGCUUUUCCCUUGAAGAUCUCUGCUGUCGCUCGGGCCACCUCCGUCUCUCCCAAGGCGUCGAGGAAGAGAGGGGAGAACAUCGCAACCGGCCGGAGAGCCGCCGUAGGACCAGGAGGAUGGCCGCCGAGAUGCUGAACUUCGGCCCAGAAUGGCUCCGCGCACUCUCCAGCGGGGGCAGCGUGGCUUCCCCGCCGUCCUCCCCUGCCAUGCCAAAGUACAAACUAGCCGAGUACCGAUACGGGCGGGAAGAGAUGCUAGCACUUUACGUCAAGGACAAUAAGCUCCCUGAUGAAAUCCAAGACCGGGAAUUUUCGGCCAUCCUGGAGGAAGAGCCUCUGCAGCCCCUGGCGUUGGUCCCGUUGACCGAAGAAGAACAGCGGAACUUCUCCAUGUCCGUCAACAGCGUGGCUGUGAUGAGGCUGAUGGGUAAGGGGGCCGGGGUGGCCCCCGCCGGGGUCUCGCGGGGGAGAGGCAGCACGCGGAGCCGAGGCCGCGGGCGAGGCGAGAGCGGCUUUUACCAAAGAAGCAUCGAGGAGGCGGAAGGCGGGGCCUUCGGCCGAGGGGGAAUCCGCGAAAUCCACCGCAGCCAGAGUUGGGAUGACCGAGGGGACCGGCGGUUUGAGAAGCCCAUCCGGCGGGAAGGAGCCCGGGCCCCCUUUGAGGAGGGGGCUCCCUCCAGUCGCAAAGACUUUGCUCGCUCGGACAGCGACAACUGGCGGACGCUGCGCGAGGAGCACGAGGAGGAGGAAGAGGGUGGCAGCGGCGGCAGCAACGCGGCGGGCGGGGCAGGAGGAAGCUGGCGUCAGAGCGGGGCGUCCCGGCGUGAGAGCGAGCGCUGGCGGUCGGCCAGCCCAGACGGAGGGCCUCGCUCGGCCGGCUGGCGGGAGCAUGGCGGGGACAGCCGCCGGCGGAAGUUCGACUUCGACUUCCGGGAACGCGAGGAGGAGCCGCGGGGAGGACGCCGCCAUCGGCAGAGCAGCGACAGCUUCGAGGAGGAGAAGGACGGCCUGCCCGAGUGGUGCCUGGAGGACGAGGAAGAGGAGAUGGGCACGUUUGACUCCUCGGGGGCCUUCAUGUCCCUCAAGAAGAGCCCCAAAGAGCUGGCGGUGGAGGAGCAGGAGCUGACUUUCCAGCCGCUGCCGGAGGAGCAGGAGGAAGAGGAGGCGGAGGAGCAGCCGCCGGAGGCCAAGGAGGGCAACCCCAGAGAGGGGCCCGUCAGCCCCACCGCCGUGGAAAGGGUGGAGAGAGAUCAAAAGGACCCCCGGCUCGGCCCCGAGGAGAAGAAGCUCCCCGCUCCCCCGGGCACCCCGUGGCAGCCCAGCCCUCCCUUCGUUCCUCUCGCCAUCAACGCCGCCAGCAACUGUGAAAACAUCGGGCCGGGGAACUCUUCCAAAGCCGAAAAGCUAGCGCUGCUGUCCUCUGGCAACCCAGAGGCCGAGGCGGUGGAUGGGGACCCGGGCCCUCUCGGCGGCCCGGCCCAGCCCACCCCGUCCGCCGUCCCCCCGCUUCCCGUGGCCCCGCCUGCUGCUCCUGCCGCCGAAUUCACCGUGGGCGACAACGAGGACGAGGACGGGAUGAAGCACCUGCAGCAGGUAAGGAUUGUCCACCGGGGGGGGGCGAGGUUGCUGUGGGAUGGACCAGCAACGCCACGUCCCUCCCCUUCCUGGGCCAGGAGGGGGAGGGGCUUCCGCCUGCUAUCCUGGCACCGACGGGUUUGCCAUUGGGUUGCUUGGCCAGGUAAGAAGGGAUGCCAGGUAAUUGUAAGAGAGAGACACACACACCACACACACACGCACGCACACACUCCUUUCCCGCCAAGUCGCCUUUCAAGGGAGACGGGCGGCCUAAAAAUACAAAUUAAAUUUAAAAAGGAUGGAAUAAAUAACAGAAACGAUCAAACGGGGCCUAAGAGACCUUUGAACACGCGUUAA
Notechis scutatus (mainland tiger snake) is the source of this 1975-nucleotide messenger RNA. The record is from RefSeq and is a predicted model, not a curated record. NCBI's taxonomy places the organism in Eukaryota, Metazoa, Chordata, Lepidosauria, Squamata, Elapidae.